AUGCUAAGAAAAGGAGCAAAGAUAUCUGUUUUGAGAAGUUUUCGAGAAGUAGUCAAUGGAAAGCAAAGAUGUCAUAAGACGCUUUUAAACGAUCUUCUUUCAUAUCCCUUUUCUCUGCUUUUCAUAUAUAAUAGAUUUUUAAAGAAUGUACAGUAUUUUAAGGUAACGCAUAUCACCUUCAAUCAAUCCUCCAACGUGAUUGCUCAGUCAUCGGAGGAUAAAGAAGUAAAACUUUGGGAUCCCCGGAAUUUGGAGAUGGUGGCUCAGUUACCUCGAAAGAAUCAUAUUCAAAUGCACUGCGAAUUUAUCGACGACAAACUUCUCGCCUCAACCAGCAACGGAUUCAACGGUUACGGAUGCGAGAUAUCGGUGAGAAGAAAAUUGCAACUGUUAAGAGAACUUAAAGGCCAUGAAGGUUCUGUGCCCUGCAUCGCCAAUAUCACACAGCAAGUUACGUUAAAGAAGCUAAUGAUGAGCGUCUCAAUGGACAAAUCGAUACGGAUAUGGAACAUAGAAGAUGGAGGUAAAAGUGACUCACCUACAGUAUUCAUGCAGUGGGAAAAAAUUACGACAUCAGGAAAUUCAAGGCUACAUCACAAAAAAAAAACUUUAGAAUGGCAAAUAGAAUUGGUUGUAAACGAUGUAGAAAGAGUAUUUCAAUCCUCAAACAAUGACCGUCAGUAUUGCAUAUAUAUAGUUGUGCGAUGA
Messenger RNA from Strongylus vulgaris, 708 nucleotides. Lineage: Eukaryota; Metazoa; Nematoda; Chromadorea; Rhabditida; Strongylidae. The record is from the annotation of a GenBank genome assembly.